Molecule: messenger RNA, 1740 nt
Organism: Rattus rattus (black rat)
Lineage: Eukaryota; Metazoa; Chordata; Mammalia; Rodentia; Muridae
Gene: Mcat
Product: malonyl-CoA-acyl carrier protein transacylase
Exons: 4
Coding region: 47-1189 (380 amino acids)
Molecular function (GO): transferase activity
Source: RefSeq, a predicted model, not a curated record
UGUGUCUCAGCCGCCGCGGUAACGAACACCUGCUCUGCGUCUCGGUAUGAACGCCCGGGUAGCUCGGGUCUGUUGGGCCUGGGGCUCCUGGGGCCGCCGCGCCGCCUCGAGCCUUCGGGAGCCUCCACCGGAUGCCGUGGACGUGGCAGGGCUGCUACGGGACUCCAGCGUGACCGAGGAGGGAGUCCAGGAGGCGGUGGCGCGGCGGCCGCCCUCGCGCUGCUCCGUUUUGCUCUUCCCGGGUCAGGGCAGCCAGGCGGUCGGCAUGGGUGGCGGCCUGCUCCACUUCCCGCGUGUACGGCAGCUCUACGAGGCCGCGCACCGAGUGCUUGGCUACGAUCUGCUGGAACUGUGCCUGCGGGGACCUCAGGAGGAUCUGGACCGCACAGUGCAUUGCCAACCCGCUGUCUUCGUGGCUUCACUGGCCGCCGUGGAGAAGCUACAUCACCUGCAACCGGCGGUCAUCGAGAACUGUGUUGCUGCCGCUGGAUUCAGCGUGGGGGAGUUUGCAGCCCUUGUGUUUGCUGGAGCCAUGGAGUUUGCGGAAGGUCUGUAUGCAGUGAAGGUCCGAGCUGAAGCCAUGCAAGAAGCGUCUGAAGCCAUUCCCAGUGGGAUGCUGUCUGUCCUUGGCCAGCGUCAGUCCAACUUCUCCUUUGCCUGCUUGGAAGCCCAGGAGCACUGCAGGUCUUUGGGUAUAGAGAACCCGGUGUGCCAGGUGUCCAACUACCUCUUUCCUGACUGCAGGGUCAUCUCAGGACACCUUGAGGCCCUUCAGUUUCUCCGGAAGAAUUCCGCUAAGUUUCACUUCAGGCGCACCAAGAUGCUACCUGUAAGUGGCGGCUUCCAUACCUGCCUCAUGGAGCCAGCUGUGGAGCCUCUGAUGAAAACUCUAGGCUCGAUCAGCAUCAGGAAGCCUCUGGUUGCCGUCCAUUCCAACGUCAGUGGGCAUAGAUACACACAUCCACAACACAUCCGAAAGCUGCUAGGGCAGCAGGUGGUGUCGCCAGUGAAGUGGGAACAGACGAUGCACUGUAUCUACGAGCGGAAGAAGGGCAUGGAGUUCCCCAGCACCUUUGAGGUGGGCCCGGGGCAGCAGCUGGGGAGUAUCCUCAAGUGCUGCAACAGGCAGGCAUGGAAGUCCUACAGCCACGUGGAUGUGAUGCAGACCCUUUUGGACCCUGACCACUGAGAGCCUUGAGUGCAGUAGCCCUGGGCUGAGCCUCUGUGUCUGCCUCUUUUCCUCAGACUUAAGGACAGUGGACAUUGCAGUCUCAGCUGUGGCUAAGGCUCCCUCAGAAAAUAACCUUUGAGUGCCAAUGUGUGACUAACCGAUCCUCCAACUGACAGGGUGUCUGGCUGCUGAGGGAAAGAGCGCCUGUGCAGACAUCUGCCCAGCCAGGAGGCUGCUCUGCGUCUGUACCCAACCACGCUCCUCAGUGAAUCCAGUGGGCUAGCCUGGGGCACUCUUCAACUUACCCUGUGGGUGUUAUGGACAUGCUGCUUGGCUUCAAGCCAGGCCUGGUGCCAGGGGAGCUUGUCAGCCUCCCGUGACAGCUGUCUACCCAGGGCCGAGACCUUAGCUCCUCUGGCCUUGAAUCUGUUGGGUGGCCCUGUUCUUUGCUCCCUUGGCAGGUAGGAGAUUGAGUCCCAUGUGCCACACUUAUCCAGGACGCACAUGUUAAGUACCUGUGUGUGCCCUAGAGUGGGUGGUCCUUAGAAUGGUGUAAGGUGUGGGGUGUC